This is a messenger RNA of Otolemur garnettii (small-eared galago), 231 nucleotides long. Its product is annotated as cytochrome c oxidase subunit NDUFA4-like. Lineage: Eukaryota; Metazoa; Chordata; Mammalia; Primates; Galagidae. The coding region runs from base 1 to 231 and encodes 76 amino acids. The transcript has 2 exons. The record is from RefSeq and is a predicted model, not a curated record.
AUGCUUUGCCAGAUCCUCAGUCAGGCCAAGAAGCAUCUGAGCUUGAUUCCCCUCUUUGUAUUUAUUGAAGCUGGAAGUACUAGAGCAGCACUGUAUGUCUUGAGUCUGGCAUUGUUCACUCCAGAUGUUAGUUGGGACAGAAAGAAUAACCCAGAACCAUGGAACAAACUGGGUCCCGCUGAUCAAUACAAGUUCUACUCAGUGAAUGUGGAUUAUAGCAAACUGAGGUAA